GACACUGAUAGGCGGCACUGACUGGCACUGAUAGGUGGCACUGAUUGGCAGCACUGAUAGGUGGCACUGACUGGCACUGAUGGGUUACACUGAAAGGCAGCUCAGAUGGGCACUGAUAUGUGGCAUUGAUGUGUCAUGUCAUGGAUGAGCACUGAUGGGGGGGACACUGACAGGUGGCACUGCUGGGGCUACACAGAUCAUCAGGGCACACUGAUCAUCAGUGCCCUGAUGAUCACUGUCAGCGUGACAGCUCGUGAGGAGAGAAAAUGCCGAUAACAGGCAUUUCCCUGUUUAUUUGUGAUCAGCUGUGAUUGGACA
Staurois parvus is the source of this 318-nucleotide messenger RNA. The record is from the annotation of a GenBank genome assembly. Lineage: Eukaryota; Metazoa; Chordata; Amphibia; Anura; Ranidae.